Molecule: messenger RNA, 2270 nt
Organism: Dendroctonus ponderosae (mountain pine beetle)
Lineage: Eukaryota; Metazoa; Arthropoda; Insecta; Coleoptera; Curculionidae
Product: protein prune homolog 2
Exons: 6
Coding region: 214-1524 (436 amino acids)
Cellular component (GO): cytoplasm
Source: RefSeq, a predicted model, not a curated record
CAUUCCUACUCGCAACAUCAAUCAAACUUGACACUCGAAUGCGUUUAAAAAUGACGGAAUAUAUCAACACUUCAACAACAAUUUAAGUGAUUUUCAAGUGCAAAAUAACUGACCUUACUUCGAAUAAUUAUUAUUUAAGGCUUGAACGAUAAGAUACAAAUCGACGGUUUUUUUCUGAACAAUAAAAGGUGAAGUCUUUAAAUACAGAAUUUUAUGAUGGAAACCACUUGCCCUACUUUCGAUAAUGCAGGAUUACAAAUCAGCGAACAUGCAAUAAGUUACCCCACAGGCGACCAAAUGUCCGAAGAAAUAUUUGAGUCUAAAAGGAAUGAUACAGUAAUAAGCCGAACACUUCCGUUAACCGAAAAUGCAACGAAUUCCCAUCCCUUAAUGUAUUCGCCUAGUUCUAAUAUGUCGCCUGAUUUUCCCGAUGUUAUUCCCGAACAGGCCAAGAACAAGUACAAAGAAGCCAAGUUUCACCCCGAGGUCCAAACUGCAGCAUUCGACAACAGUACUGAUUCCUGUGAUUCAUUUGAAAGGCAAUUAAAUUUGUCACCAUCCGAAUAUGAUGAAAAGUUACCUGAUUUUCCUAAAAGCCCUUCGGCUUUAAAAAAGCUACUCAAGUAUGAGUUACCUGUAGAAACCUCUUAUGAACCUACUAGUGAUACUGAAAAUGAAAAAUCUAUUUAUGAAGCCCAUUUAAGCUCCAAUCUGCAGAACGUCUCUCUUACAAUGACUGAGAAAGAAGGCAACUUAAACUUUCUGGCCCAUAACAAACGCAGCAAUAAAUUGAGACAUAUCAAGUUUGUGCAUAGGGAAAAUCAGAAAAGCGAUGUUUCCUCUAUGGAUAGUGACUCAGAUGAGAGUCUCAAAUCGGAUAUCUUUGAAGAUGACGCUGAAAACUUUAAAGCUGAUCUGGAUGAAGAUAAUAACACAUCUGAACCGAUAGAGCCGUUAAGUGCAGAGGAAGAAAGACGGCAUGCUCGAAACUGGCAACGGAUGAUUCUUCCUGGUGGCGAACACAGAACGAUUGAUAUGCGCGUUAUUGAGCCCUACAAAAGGGUUCUAUCACAUGGCGGUUAUCUUAGAGCGGGAGGACAUACGGCGAUUGUGGUGUUUGCAGCCUGUUACUUACCCGACAAGUCACGCGUUGAUUAUGAUUAUGUAAUGGAUAAUCUGUUCCUAUAUGUGUUGUGGACGUUAGAACGGCUAGUCACCGAUGAUUAUGUAAUGAUUUAUCUUCAUGGAGCAGCCAAUAAGUUGCCCUCGUUUUCUUGGUUGAAGAGAUGCUAUGAAAUGGUCGGUAGAAAAUUGAAGAAAAACUUGAGCCAUCUUUACAUCGUGCAUCCAACGCUUUGGAUCAAAACCAUGCUGUAUAUGUCAAAGCCCUUUAUCAGUUCCAAGUUUUAUCGGAAAAUUUCUUUCAUCGGAAGCCUCCGAGAACUGCUCACCAGGAUUCCUUUGGAAGCAGCCGCAAUUCCCGAUAAAGUCAAAGCUUUCGAUAGUUUGCACGGGGCACAGUAAUCUUGGAUUCGAUUAUAAGGUCUAUUUUCUUGAAUGUUUCUACACAUUUUUGAGAUUAAACAAGAGGAUGAGGGGGUACUUAACUAGUCUAGUAGAUCUGUCGAGCUUUAAGGUGAGCAUUCCAAUUUAGUACGGUUUAGGUGCUUAACGCUAUUUUAAUUGUUCCUAGUUUUUUUUAUCCCGAUAGGCAGUAUUCAUAAAAAUCUCUAAAAUUCCACUUAGCUUUUCACAAACUCAAUAAUGCAAAAAUUUUACUGACCGUCGUCAUUUUUUAUGCCAGAGUCCGAUUUUCGCCCAAAAAUUGCCAAUUUACUUCAGCUGGUUUUAUGAAAUUAAUGCACGCAAGUUAUGUAUUAUGUUAAUUGUUCAUUCCAUUUGCUUUUGCAUACACACAUUUCCAAUUCCCUUGGGAGCAGCGCAUUGAUAUUGACGGGCUGAUUAAUUUGAUCGGUCCAUAAAAUAUAGUUCCAAGCUUACAGUCAGCAAGUAAACGUAAGCUUAUUGUUAGUUAAUUGUUUUUUGUGUUUUCCACUUAGUAACGUGCAAUUUACAAAAAGUAGAAAAUAUACAACGAAUGAGCGUCUAGGAAUAUUAUUUGAUUUGCAAAAUUUUGUUUAUAUAUUUAUUUGUAUCUUGUAGUUUUCCUUUGAUUUGAUAAUUGUCUGUGGUAUUUUUUACAUUCCUAUUUAUUUUACUCAUUGUUUUUGAACCAAAAGCGAUAUUAAUAUUAAAACUAUUAUUUCAUA